GUUGGAACAGAAGAGAGGUAACUUCAAUCUCAAGGUGGAACGCUGGUAGGGACCAUCCAUUAUCUUUAAAUAUGUACCGAUCUGGCUUACUUAUUUUGUCACCGCAUGUGCACUCUCAGAAGUUAUUCUCUUUGUUAAAAUAUGUUAGCAAUGUGGUGAAUGAAAAGCUGUUUUUAGCAAUUCCACGAAGUCCUUCAGAUUUUAUGUUUUGGAAAAGGACGGCUACGUUGUGUUAUACAACCGCAUGUAAGGUUUGCCCAUCACUAAACGUCUGUCUUAUUCUUCCUACCACCAAGUAUACCAAGCCUUCAGUAAAGUUUGAUAUUGUAAUUUCACCGGAAUCUGAAUUUAGUCCCGCUUGGAUUUUAAAUGAAGCCCACAACAUCAAUCCACUUUACGGUGAUCGUGUUAUGUAUGCUACCAUAGAUAAUUCUGAAUCAGACCUACCAAUUACUGAUGAUCAGAUAACUGUUGCGUCAUCAGAUGAAUCACAUGAAGAUAUCUCCCGUGUAUGUCUUGGUGGUACUUUUGAUCGGUUACAUUAUGGACAUAAAAUUCUACUUACCGUUGGUGCUCUGUUGGCUAAAGAACAUUUGCUUGUUGGUGUAACAUGUUCUGAUUUACUUUCAAGUAAAUGUCUUAGCCCAUUGAUAUUUUCUUGGGAGAAGCGCAGUAAAAUUGUUCAAACUUUUCUCAGUGAUAUAGGCGUACAGUCUAAAAUUAUGAAAAUUGUUAAAUUAUCUGAUAAAUUUGGUCCACCUGGAUAUUCUGCAGAAUUUGACUGUAUUGUAGCUAGCUCCGAUUCUUUAGAUAAUUGUAAAAAAUUGAAUGAAUUACGACGUGCGAAUGGAUUUAAGCCGUUAAAAAUUGAAGUGAUCAAUUUUAUAUGUUCAGCUGAGAUCUCCAACGAAUAUAAAGCCUAUCCUUUUGACCUGUCGGAUUUAAAGUUAUGUUCUUCAAAACUUCGUUUCAAUGAACUAGGCAGUCUGUUAAAACCUGUUAAUAAUAUAACUGUAAACAAUUCUUCAUGUAGUCCAUAUUUGAUUGGUUUAACAGGGCCGUCUGGUUCUGGUAAAUCAUCAUUGGCUAGACGACUCGAACAUUUAAGUGACCAAGUUCAUGUAAUCGAUUGUGAUCGUCUCGGUCAUGAAGCAUAUAUUCCUGGUACUCCUUGUCACCAAGCUCUUUUGUCUCAUUUUGGACGAGAAAAAAUAGCAUCUCCAGUGCCACCCUAUGCAAUAGACAGAGGCCUACUAGGAAGGCUAGUUUUUUCUGAUCCUGCUCAAUUGAAAGAUCUGAAUUCCAUAGUUUGGCCUGAAAUAUUAAAAAAAAUUCUAACAGUUGUAAAAGAAAUAGAAUGUAAAGCACUAGAACAAGAUCGGGAUCCUAAACGUCCGGUUAUUAUUAUCGAUGCAGCGGUGCUUUUACAGGCUAGGUGGGAUGAAAUGUGCCACGAGACAACUACUAAAGACUAAGGAGGACUGGACAGCUGUUUCAUUCUAGUAUGGGACUGACUCCUCAACGGUGCGCACCAAAGACCCCGUCGGGGAUCGAAACCGAAGCCUUAAGUUGUUUAAUUGUAAAUAUAUUUUCGUGUCUUGAAUAAAUUGUAUGUUAUUAUCGUCUUAACAGUGGCAAUAAAGUAUUCGUAUACGGAACCAUGAAAUAUGGUAGUAAUCAGAUAAUAGGGACCCUAAGAUCUCUUUUCCGAGGAUUUAUCAUGUGAAUCAUAGUUUUUUGCAAGAGGCUAACCAAAAUGCAUGACAGUAGAAUUAACCAGUCCUUCUACCCUAGGUUUACAGUUUAAUUAAACACACAUAGGCGUUAUAUUAGUGGUCUAAAUGUGAGUGCUGCUACAGGUACUCAGCACUAAAUGUAGUGCAAAUGUCAACUUACUCAGUAGUUGAUGCUGGAAAACAUACGACAGAAUCCAAGACACAGUCCGGCCUGCUAGGGGUCGCCACGUUUAUUGACUAAUAGAUAGAUGAACGGCCCAUAAUUGACCAAAGACGUUCAGAAUGUGUUGAGCUAUUUCAACCUCAAAUUGUUUCAAUUUUCAGGUAUGGUUAACAGUUUUAUCCCAAACAGAAGCUCAGCGCCGGCUGUGUGAGAGAAACAAUUUAAGUCCGGAAGCAGCAUCAGAACGUCUUGCACGACAAGCUUCUGCUGUUGCUGAAGUGACUGGUGGGUACACUUGGUUUGAAGCAGGUCAGUAUAGUUCUCAGAAAAGUCCUAUCGACUAUGCUCAUGUAAUUCUAAGUACAGAAUGGGACCCAGAAUGUUCGCAGUACCAAGUUGAAAAGUCCUGGAAAGCGCUACAACAAAGGUUAGAGUUAACUACAACAACCCAAUGAGUGUUUGCUAUCAUGAAUUUGCAAUUUCUUAUCUGCUAAUUUGACGCUAUGUAUUCAAUUGGUUGAGCUUUUAUAAUGAAUUUCACUUAUGGAACAAACAUGAUUUCUUAGCUAGUUGGACUUUUUCUAUCAGUCGAUAUUUCUAUGACCGUGCAUAAUAAACCAUUAUUAUUUUCGA
Schistosoma mattheei is the source of this 2532-nucleotide messenger RNA. NCBI's taxonomy places the organism in Eukaryota, Metazoa, Platyhelminthes, Trematoda, Strigeidida, Schistosomatidae. The record is from the annotation of a GenBank genome assembly.